Molecule: messenger RNA, 1104 nt
Organism: Closterium sp. Naga37s-1
Lineage: Eukaryota; Viridiplantae; Streptophyta; Zygnematophyceae; Desmidiales; Closteriaceae
Source: the annotation of a GenBank genome assembly
AUGGCUACCCCUAGUGUCCUCGCUUUUGACGCUGAGGGUCGGGCCAUUGACUUUGAUGUCUGGAUAGAUGACCUGCAGCUUUUCUUACAGUGCGACAGGGCAGACGGCCUCUCCCUCUUUGACCUCACUUCUGGUGCCUCUCCUGCCCCCGCUGCUGAUGCUGACGCCACUGUUCGCUCACAGUGGGCCACGCGCGAUGCUGCUGCACGUCUUGCUGUGCGUCGCCACCUGCCUACCUCUGAGCGUGCGCACUUUAGCCAGUACAAGAGUGCUCAGACCUUGUACGACACUGUAGUUGCGCGCUACUCCUCCCCUGCCACUGCUGCACUGAGCCGCCUCAUGCUACCGUACCUCUUCCCUGACCUUGCUGCCUUUCCCACAGUCGCUGACCUCAUUACGCACCUCCGCACUAGUGACACUCGCUACCGCGCUGCGCUUCCUGCUGAGUUCUGCACCAAGAACCCCCCCCCCAUGUACAUCACCCUCUACUACAUAGUCACCCGGCUCCCUGACUCCCUUCGCGUAGUCAGGGACCACUUCCUCUCAGUUUGCCCCACCACUCUCACCGUUGACCUCCUCGAGAAGUCCCUCCUAGCAGCAGAGAAGAGCAUAGUCGCUGUAGGAGCCUCUCGUGGUGACCCUCGCACCCCCAUCUUUGAGGGGUGUUCCCCCUCCCCCCUUUUGCCCUCUGUUGCCUCUGCUGCUGCGGCCGACCUCGUUGGGCUUGAGUCGGUCGGUGCGGCGUCUACCCCUAGCGGGAGACGUCGCCCUGGCAAGGGCAAGGGGGGCAGGGGCACUGGAGGAGCUAGCGGGGGCGGUGGAGGCGGAGGUGGAGGCGGUGGAGGGGGUGGGGGUGGCGGUGGGGGUGGUGGCGGGGGUGGAGGUGUCGGUGGCGGCAGUGGAGGCGGAGGCGGAGGCGGCGGUGGCGGUGGGAGCGGAGGUGGCGGCGGUGGAGGAGGAGGCGGCGGAGGAGGUGGAGCUGGUCGGGGUGGCGCUGUGCAGAGGGUCGGCUCCGGUGGUGGUCAGCGCCAGCAGCAGCAGCAGCAGCAGCAGCAGCAGCGCACUCGUGACAUCCCCUCCCCUCAGCAGCUCCGGCGGGUGUAG